AUGUAUGGCCACUGGGAGGAUGGCCACUCGGUCCGUUGUCACCGGGACCAGCAGAAAUCGUCCUCUGCAGACAAUGCAUCUCCCAAGGCAGGGAACGAGACCAGCGCAGAGCCACCAGCAGCAUCACCCCUCUCUGCUGCUGAGUUUCAGCCUGCGCUGCCAGGCCCCUCUCCCCGAUGCGAGAAGAGCACAGCGAGCCGGGGGCUCGGCGGGCUGGGGGUUCGUUGGCUAAGGACCAAUGCUACCCCUGCACAGCGGCUGCAGGAGGCCGCGUUCCCCACCUGCUGUGCAGCAGCCCAAAACCACGGGGCAGCGGGGACAGAGACGCCCCCCGAGAGCUGCCCGGUGCCCUGCGGGACUGCGAGGCCCAGAGACCGCGGGGCAGAGCCCCGCACCCUCGGGCAGGCUCUGCAGCCUGCUGGGCCGGAUCGUGCUGGGCCGUCAGUGCCGGCUGGUGCCGUGCCAUGCCACUGGUGCCGCUGCUGCUGUACCAGGCUGUGCCGUGCCACGGUGCUGGGCCAUGGGUGCUGUGGGGCCGAGCUGUGGGUGCUGCGGGGCCGCGGGCGCUGUGGGGCUGUGGGUGCUGCAGGGCUGGCGGGCGGGCAGCAGCAGCAGCAGUCGCUCCUCUACUCGCAGCCCGGGGGCUUCACGGUGAACGGCAUGCUGAGCCCCCCCCCCGGCGGGCAGAGCCUGGUGCACCCCGGGCUGGUGCGCGGCGAGACGCCGGAGCUGGGCGAGCACCCCGGGCACCACCACCACCACCACCACCAGCACCCCGGGCACCACCCGCCGCACCACGGCGGCGUCAACAGCCACGACCCGCACUCGGACGAGGACACGCCGACCUCCGACGACCUGGAGCAGUUCGCCAAGCAGUUCAAGCAGCGGCGGAUCAAGCUGGGCUUCACCCAGGCCGACGUGGGGCUGGCGCUGGGCACCCUCUACGGGAACGUCUUCUCGCAGACCACCAUCUGCCGGUUCGAGGCGCUGCAGCUGAGCUUCAAGAACAUGUGCAAGCUGAAGCCGCUGCUCAACAAGUGGCUGGAGGAGACGGACUCCAGCACGGGCAGCCCCACCAACCUGGACAAGAUCGCGGCGCAGGGUCGGAAGCGCAAGAAGCGGACCUCCAUCGAGGUGGGCGUCAAGGGCGCCCUGGAGAACCACUUCCUCAAGUGCCCCAAGCCCUCGGCGCACGAGAUCACCUCCCUGGCGGACUCCCUGCAGCUGGAGAAGGAGGUGGUGCGGGUCUGGUUCUGCAACCGGCGGCAGAAGGAGAAGCGCAUGACGCCGGCCGGGGUCCCGCACCCCCCCAUGGAGGACGUUUACGCACAGGCGGACACCUCGCCGCUGCACCAUUCCCUCCCCGGGGCUCCCCCGGCGGCUGCCGGGCCCCCCUCGGAGCCCCUCCGCCCGGGCAGGGGGAGCCCCGGGCCGCCCCGCCCUCCUCCCUUGCGCCGGUGCAUUCGUGCCCUGCCCGCGCCCCGGCGAACGGCGAAAAGCCGAGCUCGGCCAGCGCGGGCGGAGUCCUGCAGCUUCGUGGUUGUGCUCUGCCGUGUUUUACUGACCUUAACGUAA
Nipponia nippon (crested ibis) is the source of this 1575-nucleotide messenger RNA. The record is from RefSeq and is a predicted model, not a curated record. Lineage: Eukaryota; Metazoa; Chordata; Aves; Pelecaniformes; Threskiornithidae.